Messenger RNA from Papilio polytes (common Mormon), 1580 nucleotides. RefSeq lists its product as uncharacterized. The coding region runs from base 43 to 951 and encodes 302 amino acids. The transcript has 2 exons. The record is from RefSeq and is a predicted model, not a curated record. NCBI's taxonomy places the organism in Eukaryota, Metazoa, Arthropoda, Insecta, Lepidoptera, Papilionidae.
CUGACUGGAGGCAGUCGCGACGGCGGUCACCUCGGUAACAAAAUGAGGACGCUAGCGAUCACGUUAUGGUUGGUGCUCGCACUCGCGGCUUCUCUUGCCGUUCCUGUCAAGGACGUCGCUAACGACCCUGAAGCAGCCAGGGACAAACGCUCACCGAGUGGAUGGCAUUCGGAGCCUGAAGGAGUUUGGAAAAAGAAACUCGUUUGGAAAGAAGAUUGGAAGCAAAUCUGGAAAACGGAAAAGAAACUGAUCUGGAAAACAGAAUGGAAGAAAGAAAAGGUACCAGCUUGGAAAACUGAACAAGUCCAGCAAUGGAAAGAAGAGCAAGUUCCAGAUUGGAAAGUAGUUCAAAAGCCAAUUUGGAAAGAAGUCCAAGUGCCUAUUUGGAAGGAGGUUCAAGUUCCAGAUUCGAAAAAGGUAUGGAAACCGGUGUGGAAGGAAAUACAAGUGCCUAUCACUAAAGAUGUUCAGGUGCCUGAAUGGAAACAAUCCUAUGUUCCAGAAUGGGUUAAAGAAGGUAUUCCUGGUGAGAAAUUCUUAGGUAAAGAUAACCACGGUUGGGAAUAUACAAGCCAUGACUUGUGGAGGAAGAAAAUGAUCUGGAAGCCAAUAUGGAAGAAAGUUUGGAAAACAGUGCAGAAGCAGGAAUGGGUAACUGAGAAAAAGUUGGAAUGGAAAGAAGAGUGGAAGCAGAUUUGGAGAACUGAAAAGAAGCAAGCCUGGGUAACAGAGAAAAAACAAGACUGGGUUGAAGAGAAAGUACAAGUUUGGAAGACAAUAAAGAAAGAAAUCUGGGUACCAGUACAAAAGAAGGUGUGGGUAGAGAAAUGGAAGCAAAUCCAGGUGCCUGUAUGGAAAACCAUUGAAGUGCCAGCGUGGAAGAAGGUUUGGAAGCCAGUAUGGGAGAAGGUUUGGGUGCCAGUUCAUCACGAACACCACGGAUGGGAUUAAUAGCAAUAAGGAGCCAUGACGACAUGUUGUACAUAUAGAAAUAUUUUUUUCCAACUUAGUCAUUUUGAUAAAUAAUUAAUCGUAACCAGAAGACUUCAAAUAUUUUACUUUUGUAAAUAUAUACACAAAAAUACACGUGGUGCUGGUAUGUAAGCAUAUCACCAUAAUCUGUAGCGUACGUGAAAAUGAAUUCUUUAUUUGGCUUAAAGAAAUUGUCAAUAUUUAAUUUUUUCUAAAAUGUUCGCAUUUGAACUGAACGUGGUUGGCAAAGUUACCAUUGUAUAGUUAUAUUGAAAAUACGACUUUAUUUUAUUAAGUGUUAUUAGUUAUUAUUAAGUUCAACACGAUGUUUUUUAAUCCAGUAACCGUUACAAAUGUGUUCAACAUAGUACCUUGAUAUUUUUAUAUAAAAUUUGGCAAACAUUUUAAGACUAAAUAUAAAUAAGUACAUUCAUGAUGAUGAACCAUCAGAGGCUUGAAAAGUUUAAGUUACCAAAUAAUAUUGUUUUAUUUUUAUAUUGUUAUAAUUUAUAAAUUAAUGUUUUAUCGAUACAUUGAGGAAUUCAAGUCUAAAGUACAGAGAUGUAGUACAAUUUAUGUUUUAUAUAAUAAUACACGUGUUAAAAUAA